GGCAUCUCUAAACACAUCGUUCCUCCUUCACUUCUCACAGAGAUGAGAGGAGCAGCUAUGAGUCUAACUGCAGCAGCGAGUGGAUUAGUUGUCUUCCUGCUCUCUGUGUCAGCGGUUCAGGGUCUUGAUGACUGGGGAGUGACUUACUCUUCUGCUAAGAUCUGUGCAGUGAAAGGAUCAACAGUGGAGAUAAGAUGCACCUACAAAUACCCAUCCACAUGGAGAGGUCGUGUAAACACAGUUAUGAAAACAUUCUGGUCCACUAAACAGAAAGAUGGUGAACUUGUAGAUCUGUUCACAGCCUCAGAGUAUUCAGGUCGUGUAGAGGAUCUCUGUGAAAACAACGUCUGCACUCUGAGAAUCAAAAACCUGACAGAGAGCGACUCAGCUGAGUACUGGUUCAGAUUUGAAACAAACCAACCAGAUGGAAAAUAUGAUGGUUCAACUGGCGUCACUUUGUCCGUCACAAAUCUCCAGGUCACAUCAGAAUCAUACAGGCUGCAUUGUCAGAACAGUUGUCCUCCAUCUUAUAAUCCUCCCUACAUCUGGUACAAGAACGGACAAAGAAUUCAGAGAGAAACAUCUUAUUAUACAAAUAUAACGAACAUUGCAGACAGUUAUUCCUGUGCUUUAAAGGGACAUGAGGACUUUCCCUCUCCUCCAGUGUGUGUCAGAGGUCAAACCUGUAACAGAGUGACUUACACUGAGAGAAGCAUCUGCGCCCCCAAAGGAUCAUCAGUGGACAUGUCCUGCACGUACAGCAGCUUUGAAGACGAUGUUAAAUCUAAAUUCUGGUUCAGUCCUGAGCGUAGUCAUCAGGGACAGAAUCCCUCUCCACCUGAGGACCUUAGUGAAGACCCCCAGUAUGCAGGUCGUGUUCAGAUCUUUGAAACAGAGAGAGGACGCUCCACUCUGAGGAUCUCUGACCUGAGAGACUCAGAUCCAGCUCAGUAUCUCUUCAAAUUCAAAACACCAAGCUUUGAAUGGAAGAGUGAUUUACCUGGUACAACUCUGACUGUCACAGGUCCAGCUCUCCAGGUGCAGGUGAUCAGAGCAAAGGUCUACAACUAUUCUACUGAGGCAGAGCUGAAGUGUCACAGCAGCUGCCGUCCAGCUGGUUCUCUGAACUACGUCUGGUUCAAGAACGGAGAGAAAAUCACGAGGGCGAUGAAAUCUUCUUAUGAAGGCUUGUUUCAUCACAGAGACAACAUCUAUUGUGCUUUUGAAGGACAUGAAGACUUCCCCUCUCCUCCAGUGUAUGCUCCAAAGCUCCCCUCUGUGUCAGUGAGUCCCUCUGCUGAGAUAGAGGAGGGCAGUUCAGUGACUCUGACCUGUAGCAGUGAUGCUAACCCAGCAGCUAACUACACCUGGUACAAGGAGGAUGAAGACUCUCCAAAAGCUUCAGGACAGAUCUUCACCAUCACUGACUUCAGAGCUGAACACAGUGGGAGUUAUUCCUGUGGAGCCCAGAACAAGUUAGGACGUAGUAACUCCACCUUAACUCUGAGUGUUGGAACAGGGAGUUCAACAAUGAUAGUGAAUAUCAUCAGGACGAGGGUCUUGAUCCUGAUUCCUGUGUUUCUCCUGAGUCUCUGGACGAGGAAGAAGAAAGCUCUGCGCUCCACCACUGAAGCACCUGAAGAGAUAGAGUUGGACUCUAUUCCUGAUUAUGAGAACGACUCACACACUGCAGCACAGACAGAGGACACAGAGGAGCAGGGAGACCUGGUGUGAAGUCCAGUCAGAUGCUCACCUGAUGGAAACAAAGAAGAAGGACGUUGAAAUGUCCCUGUGGAGAGCGAGGCUGUGCAGGAUGUGUGCAAAGUGGAUAUUCACCUUCGACUCUUAAAGUUUUUAUUGUCAGUGUUCAGCAGCAGCAGCUUGUAGCUUUAGAAGAACGAGCUGCUGGCAGCUUGAAGUGAACCAUGUCGAGGUGUCAAACAUGAUUCAUCGUUAACACCAGCCGAUGGUCAGGUGCUAUAUUACUGCUUCAACUAUGUGUACAUGCUUAUUUGUUAUAUGCAGAGUUGUUGAUAUU
This is a messenger RNA of Trematomus bernacchii (emerald rockcod), 2038 nucleotides long. Its product is annotated as B-cell receptor CD22-like. The coding region runs from base 43 to 1734 and encodes 563 amino acids. Lineage: Eukaryota; Metazoa; Chordata; Actinopteri; Perciformes; Nototheniidae. The transcript is spliced from 11 exons. The record is from RefSeq and is a predicted model, not a curated record.